Molecule: messenger RNA, 644 nt
Organism: Melozone crissalis (California towhee)
Lineage: Eukaryota; Metazoa; Chordata; Aves; Passeriformes; Passerellidae
Exons: 2
Coding region: 90-644 (184 amino acids)
Source: RefSeq, a predicted model, not a curated record
ACUCAAAUCCUCUCUUCACAGACUUUCGGUAAACUUGAUUUGGAAGAUUUGCAAACCCCACAUAUCCUUCAAGGUUCUUCUACUCACCCAUGGCGCUGGCCGGCGGCGGUGCGGCUGCCGCUGCUGACGCUGAGCUCCGGCUGGCUGCUCGUCCUCCCGCCCUGCCUCCCUCAGCCGCGGCGGCACCGAGCGGGCCACCCCCUCCCCGAGCGCCUCCCGCCAGCCAACCCGGCGGCGAUUCUCCAACGCCCCCUACGCCGAUUCCGCCGAGGGGCCGCGGCCCUUCCGCACACGGCGCCUACGCGCUCCCGCGGCCGGACGGACUUAGCGGCUCCGCUCCCGCCGCCGCCUCUGCCUGCUCCUCCUCCUUCUCCCUCGCCGCCUCCACCCAGCUCCUCACACGCUCCCCGCCCGCCUCCCCGAGCACACAGCGGCUUCCGGCUCAGCCCCUCCGCCCGGCGCUGUCCCCACGUCUCUCGCCCGCCCCUCCCAGCCCGGGGUCAGUCACGCUGUUAUUUCCUCUCGCGCCGCGCCGGAGAAGAGAGGGAGCGCUCGGAGGCCAUUUUGGAACCGGGCGCACGCUGCGGGAGCGCGCAGGCCGCACGGCGGGCUCUGCCCGGAUCAAAGAUGUCCGCCGGGCUUGA